Messenger RNA from Dichomitus squalens LYAD-421 SS1, 985 nucleotides. Its product is annotated as maintenance of mitochondrial morphology protein 1. The record is from RefSeq and is a predicted model, not a curated record. The transcript has 6 exons. Gene Ontology annotation, cellular component: endoplasmic reticulum; ERMES complex. The coding region runs from base 65 to 985 and encodes 306 amino acids. NCBI's taxonomy places the organism in Eukaryota, Fungi, Basidiomycota, Agaricomycetes, Polyporales, Polyporaceae. Gene Ontology annotation, molecular function: lipid binding. Gene Ontology annotation, biological process: phospholipid transport; mitochondrion organization.
GCACACGGCACCAACCCCCCGCUACAAUUCCACCGUCUACCGCUCAUCUUUCCCGCCGACAGCCAUGGGGUCGGCGUAUAUCUUUACGCUCCAGCCAACAUUUACGCAGGGCUUGAUUCUGGGCCAGGCCUCGAUACUCUUCUUGCUCUUCCUCAUCCUGAAGUACCUGUUCUUCGACACCGACCCAGAACGCUCGUCUAGGAAGGCUUCUUAUCCACCGAAAAUUGAGUUUGACAGCAGCGAAGAAGAUGUGACGGCGGCGCGAUUCAACCUCGAUAGUUUCGAGGCUACUAAGCGUGAAGGGGACUCGGAAAGCUCAGAGUGGCUGAACGUCUUCGUGCAACAGGUGCUGAACGCAUACCGCGCGAAGCUGCGCGACGGUCUUUCUGGGCCAGACGGAGACGAGAUAGCCCGACGACGUGUGGAGGAGUUUGCGAACAAAAUGCGCCCGGCGGGUCUGCUGGACUAUAUUAAGGUGCAUUCCGUGAGCUUGGGCUCGUCUGCGCCUCGCCUUUCGAAUGCGCGUAUCCGCCGCGACCUCUCACCAGGAUCUGAUCCAGAGAUUGACUAUGACAUGAGCUAUGUAGACACCGUCGCUAUAUCCAUAUCCACAUCCGUACUCUUCAACUACCCAUUCCCAUCGUUCGCGCGAUUACCCGUUUCUCUGACUAUCUCACUAUCCCUCUUUGCGGCGCCUGUCCGUCUGACUCCGCCGCACCCCCACUCACCACACCCGACAAUCACGUUCACCCUUCCGUCGCCCCAUUCCGACUUCACGCUUGACAUCAAGACGACCUCUCUGAUGGGAAGCCGAGCGAAGCUCGAGGAUGUCCCGAAAGUCCACGAGCUCAUCCAAAAUCAGAUACGUAGAGUGAUCAUGGACAAGGGCACCUGGAAAGUGGUGCUUCCAGGUCUCUCUAGCGUGAGCCAGGUCAAGGAGGACAUGAAAAUGGAGCGUGAACUCGCGGACGAGACGUUCAGCUAG